AUGCCAACCUUUUUUGAUUCCUCCGAUCUCCACUUAGUCAAGGCCGAGCAUGGCUUCGACUCCUACUGGGUAGGCGGUUUCGUCCGGACAACAAGCAACGAGAAUUACAUUGUCCUCGCACACGCUGCAGUCUACGGCAACAGGACAACCUACCGCGGGGGAAUGCUUUCGCUGGAUGAUCCCCAGAGCUACGUCACAAAAUACUACCGAGCAGUGGACGAGUUCACAAACGGUACAGUUGAGCCCUUCCACCUUACCAUUCCGGGCGAUGUCUUCGAAAUGAAGUUCACGGGUCCCGUUGAUGAAUGGUUCCCUCGAAUCGAUACCGUCAGUCGCGUCCCGGAGGCACCCUUCGACUUCUCUCUCGAUAUGAAGCAGGCCGGGAGACCGCCCGUGCUGAACGCGGGACUGGGAUCCUGGCGCUGGGUCGGUGGCACACAGCACCAAGUCUCUGUUACGGAGGGGCGCCUCAGCGGUACAUUCACCCUGAAUGACACCGUAUUUACCAUUGAUCCGGAUAACUCCGUUGGCUGGUACGAUCGGCAAUGGGGACCGACUUUCGUGUCACACUUUACAUGGUUCGGGCUCUACCUCACCAAGACCUCAUCUUCACCGUCAUUCUCCCCCCUCGCAAGCCGCGAACAAAUCUACGCAUCGAUCUGGAACUGGAAAGACGAGAUUAACGGGAACAAGUCGUUCGCUACAAUCCAGGGUCCAUCCGGGACAAAUACGGUGAUCUCCGUGGUCGGGUUCACGCCAGUAGACACCUUCCAUUCUCCGGCAUCCAACAAAACAUACAGUCUUCAGCACACGGUCAUAUUGGCGGAUGGAACGGCCCUCCAUAUUAAGCCAGUUCGUCGUGAUCAGGAGUUUGUGCUAGAGGGCUUCGACAAUCCGUUCUACUCCGGCGCUGUGGAAGUUUCCGGUGACGAUUACACCGGGUACGGCUUUGUUGACAUCUUGCCUGGCGGGGGUGGUUUCUGA
Aspergillus calidoustus is the source of this 984-nucleotide messenger RNA. Lineage: Eukaryota; Fungi; Ascomycota; Eurotiomycetes; Eurotiales; Aspergillaceae. The record is from the annotation of a GenBank genome assembly.